CUCUCCCGCACCCCCGCCCGCCCGGCGCUUCCCCCGCCGCGGCCCCGCGCCGCCCCGCCGGCCAUGUCGCGGGGCUCCCGCCUGGCGCUGGCCGUCUCCGCGCUGCUCUCCGCCGCCAUCGUGGCGGCCGUGCACAUCCAGCAGCGCCGGGAGCUGGAGAGGCUGCGAAGUGGCGUUGUCCGAGAUCUUGAGCGUCAGAAUCAGAAGAAGGAGAACGUUCGCCUGUUAGAAGAGCAGAUUGCUCUGACAAAGCAGCUCAUUGAAGAGAGAGAAAAGGCGCUAAUGGAGAAACGUUCCCAGCAGCCCUAG
Haemorhous mexicanus (house finch) is the source of this 309-nucleotide messenger RNA. Its product is annotated as protein PET117 homolog, mitochondrial. The coding region runs from base 64 to 309 and encodes 81 amino acids. NCBI's taxonomy places the organism in Eukaryota, Metazoa, Chordata, Aves, Passeriformes, Fringillidae. The transcript is spliced from 2 exons. Gene Ontology annotation, cellular component: mitochondrion. Gene Ontology annotation, biological process: mitochondrial respiratory chain complex IV assembly. The record is from RefSeq and is a predicted model, not a curated record.